This is a messenger RNA of Xenopus tropicalis (tropical clawed frog), 472 nucleotides long. RefSeq names its product gastrula zinc finger protein XlCGF66.1-like. The transcript is spliced from 4 exons. The record is from RefSeq and is a predicted model, not a curated record. The coding region runs from base 125 to 472 and encodes 115 amino acids. NCBI's taxonomy places the organism in Eukaryota, Metazoa, Chordata, Amphibia, Anura, Pipidae.
AUAGAUAUGUAGGGAAUUGUCUCCCAUCCCUUACUGAGCAGCUCUCACUCCCACCUCCCAAGCCCCCGGGACCAUUGGUUUGUAGCCGGAGCAGGGAACUCUGGGAACUUCCGCACAGGAGCCAAUGGGAAUGUGGGAGGAAGCGAGUGACCCAGUGAUGGGGAAGAAGGAUAAAAAUGAGGAGCGGAAGGAGAGAAUCCUGAAUCUCACACUGGAGAUUAUCUAUCUGCUGACUGGAGAGGGCUACGUCAUCCCUAAGAAGAAGAGCCCAACUGUGGGUUUGGGGGCCCUGCAUGCCCCUGGCUCCGUCAUACAGAAGGAAAAUGACAAGAAGAUCCUGGAACUCAUCUCCAACAUCAUCCAGCUGCUGACUGGAGAGGAGUGGGAGUAUAUAAAAGGAAACAAGGACAUUCGCAGGAAAGGGAUAAAGGAGGAGGAGGAGACCCAGCAGCUCUGCCCACUGGGUGAGUAA